AUGAACUCAUUGAGGUCCUUUUUCCGAACAUUCAGAACGGACUACCCUGUAUUAUCCUAUUCGUUGAAACGAACAGUCACGUUUCUCUCAUGGGUUCCUGUGUUUUACGUUAUAUCUGAGCAUGUGUCGUAUAUAGGAGUGAUUGACGGAAUAUCCAUGAAACCGACGUUUAACCCAGACUUCUCGACCUCCAAAGAUAGGGUGCUACUUUGGAAAUUUAAUGUUAAAAAGUUGGAAAAUUUGAAUGUGAACGACGUGGUGUUCUUGAAAAGUCCAAUCAACCCGAACCAGAUCUACACCAAAAGGAUAAAGGGCUUGGCCUCUGACUUGAUUAUACCCAGGUAUCCAGACACGCGGUCCAAAGCAUUGAUUCCCUUAAAUCAUAUAUGGGUGGAGGGAGAUAACAUCCAUUCGAUUGACUCAAAUACAUACGGACCGGUAUCGACAGGGAUGGUUGUUGCCAAAGCGGUAUGGAUCCUUUGGCCGUUGAACAGAUUCGGGCCCGUUCCAAGUAGUGGCGGAAGAGAAUGCCGUGAGCGGUUUUUACGAUAUCCAGCUAAGUCGUCAUGA
Pichia membranifaciens NRRL Y-2026 is the source of this 570-nucleotide messenger RNA. RefSeq lists its product as hypothetical. Gene Ontology annotation, molecular function: serine-type endopeptidase activity. The record is from RefSeq and is a predicted model, not a curated record. Gene Ontology annotation, biological process: mitochondrial respiratory chain complex assembly. NCBI's taxonomy places the organism in Eukaryota, Fungi, Ascomycota, Pichiomycetes, Pichiales, Pichiaceae. The coding region runs from base 1 to 570 and encodes 189 amino acids. The transcript has a single exon. Gene Ontology annotation, cellular component: mitochondrial inner membrane peptidase complex.